Molecule: messenger RNA, 591 nt
Organism: Stomoxys calcitrans (stable fly)
Lineage: Eukaryota; Metazoa; Arthropoda; Insecta; Diptera; Muscidae
Product: zinc finger protein GFI1 homolog pag-3-like
Exons: 6
Coding region: 1-591 (196 amino acids)
Biological process (GO): regulation of transcription by RNA polymerase II
Molecular function (GO): DNA-binding transcription factor activity, RNA polymerase II-specific; RNA polymerase II cis-regulatory region sequence-specific DNA binding
Source: RefSeq, a predicted model, not a curated record
AUGGUAACAAAACAUUACAAUGUAACCAAUGCGGUAACCAAUGCGGCAAAGCUUUCAAGGGCUCCUCAACACUCAACACACUCCACUCAUUUACUAAUACAAAGUGAUACAAGACCAUACUCUUGCCAAUAUUGUGGCAAACGUUUCCAUCAAAAAUCGGAUAUGAAGAAACAUACUUAUAAACAUACCGGGUUACAAGGGCAUUCGUCGUCCACGCCCGAAGGCAUCGAGUUAACCAAUGUAACCAAUGCGGUAACCAAUGCGGCAAAGCUUUCAAGGGCUCCUCAACACUCAACACACUCCACUCAUUUACUAAUACAAAGUGAUACAAGACCAUACUCUUGCCAAUAUUGUGGCAAACGUUUCCAUCAAAAAUCGGAUAUGAAGAAACAUACUUAUAAACAUACCGCUUCCCAUAAAUCCCUGUCACCACUGCCAUUUGCCGAAAAAGUGUAUAGCCCAACGAACUCUGUUAUAAAUAACAAGUCUCCUCGCCAUAUCAGCGUCACCGUUCCCCGCCAUUAUCAAAUUGAUUUUCGCCUAUUCCCUGAGCUUACAGCUCGGAAAAUGAGUCCAGAGCAAAUACAAUAG